Messenger RNA from Panicum virgatum (switchgrass), 1749 nucleotides. RefSeq lists its product as uncharacterized. Gene Ontology annotation, molecular function: zinc ion binding; nucleic acid binding. The coding region runs from base 1 to 1749 and encodes 582 amino acids. The record is from RefSeq and is a predicted model, not a curated record. The transcript has 4 exons. NCBI's taxonomy places the organism in Eukaryota, Viridiplantae, Streptophyta, Magnoliopsida, Poales, Poaceae.
AUGGCAGGUGAUGAUGGAAGUGGGGGUCAUACUCCCAAGGACUUCAACGAGUGUGUUAGCCAAGAACAGCUGGAUGAUGCCAAGAGAGAGAUGCACGAGGUCAUCACCAAGGCAGUCACCGAGGCGAUCAUAGGCCUCAAGCUUGGUGAAAUCAUAUCCACGGUUACUGACAGGAUCGAUGUGUUGGAGGCUCGUCAACAGCACAAUCAAGAUGAGGACAUGGUGUAUGAUGACCAAGGUAAUAUAGAUGAAGCGGCCACACGGGAAGCACGGCUACGCCGUCGUCUUCGCCGCAACACACAAGGUAUGGGUGGUACUCACAACCACAAUCACCAGCAAGGUAAUCAGAAUCGUGUACCCGAUGAUCCUUAUGCUAAGGUUAAGUUUACAAUACCUUCCUUUUCUGGAUAUUAUGAUGCUGAGGGGUACCUUGAUUGGGAGAUGACAGUAGAGCAGAAAUUUAGUGCACACCUUGUACCUGAGCAACAUAGAGUUAGACAAGCCACUAGUGAGUUUAAAGAUUUUGCUAUCGUUUGGUGGACCGGUCUAAUUGCUGAGGAUGCUGCACCUACUACUUGGAAUGAUCUUAAGUCUGCUAUGCGUGAUAGAUUUGUUCCCCCAUCGUACCAUAGAGAUUUGCGUAAGAAAUUGAUGCGCUUAGAACAGGCAGAUAAAACCGUGCAAGAUUAUUAUGGUGAGCUUCAAAAGGGCUUGAUGCGUUGUGCCAUAGUUGAGGGAACUGAGGAUGCUAUAUGUAGAUUUUACUCGGGCUUGAGGCGUGACAUUCAGGACAUUGUUGAUUACAAAGAAUUUCACACUGUCAACCAGUUGUUUCAGUUCGCCAUGCUUGCAGAGAAGGAGUUGCAGGGACGUGAUUUGCAGAGCAGGAGCAAGGCCACCUACACCCCACGCUCGGCGCCAUCUUCGGGGCUGACCAAGCCUGCCUCUUUUCGAUCGCCCCCACCUGCGAGCAACAAGCGACCAGCAGCUUCGGAAGCUGCCACAACGCCAAAACCAUCUCCUGCGCGUACUUCCGACUCAGGUAAAACGUUUUUGCAGGAGCCAGCCAAGAGUUCGUCCUCCGUGUCCUCGACGGGAGGCACGACCGUUCAGUGCCACCGCUGCCAUGGAUUUGGACAUGUGCGGAAGGAUUGCCCAAGUCAGCGGGCAUACAUUGCUACCGAAGACGGCUACAUUAGUGCCUCCGACAUUGAAGAUGAUGAAGAAGAAGAACCAGAAGAGGCUGCGGAGGCCGGUCAUGUUCUGGGUAGCGAGAACACAGCAGCCUUUAGGAGCAUCAUUGUGAAGCGAGUGCUCAGCGGAAAGAAAAUUACUUUACUUCCUAUGACCCCUGCUGAAAUUGUACAAGCUGAAAAAGAACGAGCUGCUACUUUGCAUGAAACUAAAUCUGAAAAUCAGCAAGUUGCUAAUUCUGUUUACCCACCUAAAAAUGAUAAGUCUGCACCUAUUUCCAAGACUGAUGGGAUUAAAUUGAAGGGUGGAGUUUUACUUGCUAGAAAAUGCGACCUUGCUGAAAUCUCUGAUGAUGAUGAGUUUGAGGACAUUUUUCCAGCUGACAUACCUCCCGGACUGCCACCUAUGAGGGGAAUUGAGCAUCAGAUCGACUUGAUUCCGGGAGCGACUUUGCCUAACCGAGCUGCUUAUCGAACCAACCCCGACGAGACUAAGGAAAUUCAGCGCCAAGUCCAAGAGCUUUUGGACCGCGGGAAGCGCAUGGUGGAGGUUUGA